AACGUCUGUUAACUUCAGUGCCAUUUCAAUAAACGGUAGAUUUACGAACUAAAAAAAACAGUUGAAGUUCAAACACCACAUCCUUUGUUUAGAAGUGAGGCGCAGAUCAAAUUGUUGACAGGAACAGACAAGUUCUUACCGUCUAUAGUCUAUACACGCACUAACCACAAACAAUUUCAAUAAAAAAUUGAUAAAUUUAAUUUAGUGUUAAAAAAUAAAAGUGACAAAGAAUCUUCGCAUAAUGUCGCAUUACUACUCAGAUGAAGAUUACGAAGAGAUGGUGAAGUUGUACAAAAAAAAUAAGAAAAAUGCUUCCGCAGCGUCUAGAGAAUUCGCAGCUCUUCAUCCUGAUUACCCGUUUCUUCCGAAGGGAAACUUAAUUCGCAGAGCUGUCGAACGAAAGUUCCGAACUCGCCAAGCAGCUCCUGAAAAGAAGAUGUGGAUGCACGUCGAUGACAUCCCAAAAGGACCAUCAAGACCUAGAAGCCACAUGUCAAAGCGUAUGUUUGAAGAAAUCAUGGGAAUCGCCCCUGAAAAGAAAAAGCCGGCUCAAAGUAAAAAAAAAGCUGAACCUGCGAAGAAAAAUGUUCCCGCUAGAGCUGAAAAAUCAGCUAAGUCUCAGAGUCAGCUUCCCAAACAAGCUGGAAAAUAACUUUCAUCAGUUUAAAUAUCUUUUUUUUUUUAGUUUUUAAGUGUGUUUUUUGUUCAGCUUAUUUUUUUGUCAUUAUUUAAUAUAUAGUUAAAAUUAAACAAUACAGCUGAUCGGGUAAUUUUGGCUAUUGUUAACUCUCAUUAUUGUAUUUUUUAAGUAAAAUAAUAUUUUAAGAGCCAAAAAUUA
Cotesia glomerata is the source of this 838-nucleotide messenger RNA. RefSeq lists its product as uncharacterized. NCBI's taxonomy places the organism in Eukaryota, Metazoa, Arthropoda, Insecta, Hymenoptera, Braconidae. Bases 242 to 652 code for a protein of 136 amino acids. The transcript is spliced from 2 exons. The record is from RefSeq and is a predicted model, not a curated record.